AUGGAUUCGCAGCAGCUCGUCGAAACAGCCUCGCAGAACAGUCAGGACAUCGUCCUGCCAAAGCCAGCGAGCAGCACACCGAGACACAGCAUCGACGCGAUCCUUGGACUGGCUAAUAACAAGAGAAGUCACCAAGAAAUGGAGGAUACCGCGCGGGACACCCAGGAAAACGCUGGUGAGAACAGCUGCAACUCCACCGGCGGCGGCAGCGACGAGGAACUCGGGACAGGCUGCGGGGACGAUUUAAACGGGAACGGCGGCAAGAAGAAGCAUCGUCGAAACAGGACGACCUUCACCACUUACCAGCUGCACGAGCUCGAGAGGGCCUUCGAGAAGUCUCAUUAUCCGGACGUGUACUCCAGGGAGGAACUCGCCAUGAAAGUCAAUCUUCCGGAAGUCCGCGUCCAGGUGUGGUUUCAGAACAGGCGAGCAAAAUGGCGCAGGCAGGAGAAGAUGGAGGCAGCGAGACUCGGUCUCAGCGAGUAUCACCACGCUGCCAACAUGAGAAGCGUAGCUGGCCCGGCUCUGGGGUUACCUGGGGAUCCUUGGCUCACUCCUCCGGGUCUGUUAAGCGCCCUUCCUGGCUUCCUGGCUUCACCUCAUUCGGGAUAUCCCAGUUAUCUGACGUCCCCGAGACGACUGCCAUCGCCACCGAACGUCGCCGCCGUUGGAAACGCCGUACCGGGAGCCCUGAGCGCAGGGAUGACGAGCAUAGGAAACGGGGGACACGUUCCUGCGGCGCCGUCAAGUCCACCUGGCCACGAUCCACGCACCACCAGCAUCCAGGCCCUGAGAAUGAGAGCCAAGGAGCACGUCGAAAGCAUCACCAAAGGGUUGCAAAUGGUCUGA
Messenger RNA from Colletes gigas, 849 nucleotides. Its product is annotated as retinal homeobox protein Rx1-like. The transcript is spliced from 5 exons. Gene Ontology annotation, biological process: positive regulation of transcription by RNA polymerase II. Gene Ontology annotation, molecular function: DNA-binding transcription factor activity, RNA polymerase II-specific; RNA polymerase II cis-regulatory region sequence-specific DNA binding. The record is from RefSeq and is a predicted model, not a curated record. NCBI's taxonomy places the organism in Eukaryota, Metazoa, Arthropoda, Insecta, Hymenoptera, Colletidae. Bases 1 to 849 code for a protein of 282 amino acids.